Molecule: messenger RNA, 1371 nt
Organism: Penaeus indicus
Lineage: Eukaryota; Metazoa; Arthropoda; Malacostraca; Decapoda; Penaeidae
Product: transmembrane protease serine 2-like
Exons: 11
Coding region: 1-1371 (456 amino acids)
Biological process (GO): proteolysis
Molecular function (GO): serine-type endopeptidase activity
Source: RefSeq, a predicted model, not a curated record
AUGAGGGUCUUCUCCGUUGGGUUGGUGACGGCGACGCUGCUGUUCGCCUGGAGCGAUGCCAAUGCCAGGAUAGCACCAAAGAGCAGGUUUAUCGGUUUUCGUCAAGUGACACUGAACCCAGAUCAGGCUCAAACCUACCCCAGUGGUGGUGUUGGUCCCCGUCAGGUGACACUGAACCCAAAUCAGGCUCAGACCUACCCCAGUGGUGGUGUUGGUCCCCGUCAGGUGACACUGAACCCAGAUCAGGCUCAAACCUACUCCAGUGGUGGUGUUGGUCCCCGUCAGGUGACACUGAACCCAGAUCAGGCUCAAACCUACCCUAGUGGUGGUGUUGGUCCCCGUCAGGUGACACUGAACCCAGAUCAAGCUCAGACCUACUCCAGUGGUGUUGGCCCGCGCAUGGAAGUGGCACCACAACAUUCCAGUCAAAGAACUACCCCAGUAACUACCCUGGUGGCAAGAAGGUGCACAUGGAAAUUCCGCACUUCUGUCGAUUCAAAGUUGAGCAUCCAGUGUGACGAUUUCAAUCUGCAACAGUCGAGACAAUGCAAAAAGGAUUUCUUCCGGGUCACGGAUUCCUCUGGUUUUAAACAAAAAUACUGCGGUGCCAAGGGUUCUCUGAGCGUUUCUGAUAAAUCUAGGAGAGUUACUGUUUUGUUCAAAACAAACAGGAAGAAAUCUAAUACAGGAUUUUCCUGUUCUGUCAGAGCUUCAGUGCCAGACUCCCAAACAACAACUGUAGACCCUCAGCCAACUUCGGAAUGCACUGGAUGUGGACAAGUGAACCGUGCCAACCGCAUUGUUGGUGGAGUAGAGACAGAGGUGAACGAAUAUCCCUGGAUGGUGUCUCUUGUCAACGGCAAUGGAUACUAUCACUUCUGUGGCGGUUCUAUCAUCUCCAGUCAAUGGGUCGUCACUGCAGCUCACUGUGCAGCUAUCAUGAGCACCUCGGAUUAUGUGUUGGUGGGAGACCACAAUCUGUACUCAUCAAGUGAUGCCAAUUCUCAGUGGAUGCAAAUUGCUGAAAUUGUGAGUCAUCCGUCCUAUGAUUCAAAUACACUGGACAACGACAUUGCCCUCAUCAGACUUACCACAGAAAUACAGUUCCCAUCUGACAACAAAAUCGCCCCUGUGUGCCUUCCAACAGCUGGUGAAAUGUAUGAUAAUGUGGAUGCCACAAUCACCGGAUGGGGAGCUCAACAGGAGGGAGGAUCCACAUCCGGUACCUUGUUCGAAGUAACAGUGCCCACCAUGACUAACACCGAAUGCAAUAACAAAUAUGGAGGAAGCAUUACUGACAACAUGAUCUGCGCAGGCAUUCCUGAGGGAGGCAAGGACUCCUGUCAGGUAUGUUUAUUCUAUAAAAUAUAA